AUGAAGACCUCCACGAUCCUCCUCUGUCUCGCUCCGACGAUAGCCCUCGCCGUCGAGGCCGAUCCCCAAAUACCUCCCGCUGUGUCUCCCACGCCGUCCCUCCCCAAUGCCAACCCGCCCGCCCCGUUGCCUGAGAUCCCGAUGCCGUCGAAUGCAGAGCAACAUGCGGAGUUACGGAAGAUUCGCACGCUGCUAGAGAUUCAAGAUACUACAGAUGCGACACGGGUGCAGGAUCAACUGCCCGAACCAGCGAGCGGGAGAAUCGGCCUGGCCGCGUCGACAGGGGAAACCAAAGCGUUGCGCGCACGCAGUGAAGGCACACUCGGACAAACACCAUGGAUUGGCAUGGCCAUUGGAUUGACCUGUACGGCAUUGGCAGCAGUGAUGCUGGGGUGA
Aspergillus luchuensis is the source of this 396-nucleotide messenger RNA. RefSeq lists its product as uncharacterized. The coding region runs from base 1 to 396 and encodes 131 amino acids. The record is from RefSeq and is a predicted model, not a curated record. The transcript has a single exon. NCBI's taxonomy places the organism in Eukaryota, Fungi, Ascomycota, Eurotiomycetes, Eurotiales, Aspergillaceae.